AUGAAACACCCACCCAUCCUCUCAACCCUCCUAUCCACCCUCUUCCUCCUACUUUUAUGCUUCGACCUCGCCCACGCUCACGCCCACCGCCAUACACAUACACAUUUACACACGCACACCCUCCCCCCUCGAACCUCAAAACCGAACCUCCCCGACUGCGCGACCCUCGAAAAACUAAACCACACAUUAACGCGCAUCUCGCCCAUCCUAGAGAAAGUAUUACAUCUGGAUGCGGAUAGCUACCAUGCGCUUGAUGGCAACGGGAACGGAACACACGCACAAGCGCAAGCGCAGGCGAAGACAAAGCGAGAUGAGCUUGAGGGAUCUGGGAAGAUAGAAGCCGUGAAAGAGAAGAUGCAGCGUUCGAAGAGGAAAGUGGCUAGUGGGAUGUUGAGGUGUCAGGGGCUUAGGGGUGGGAAUGGUACUGCUGCUGCUGAGUUGGAGGGGGUGAGGAGGAGAUGGCUGCGGAAGAGAGGUGGUGGUGGGGAGGUUGAUGAGAGUGAGAGUGACAGUGAUAGUAGCAGUAGCAGCAGCAGCAGCAGCAGUAGUAGUAGCGAUAGUGACAGUGACAGUGACAGUGACAGUGAUAGCGACAGCGAUGAUGAGGAUGACAAGAAGGAUGAGAAGAGCGAAGGGCAAUGCAACCUCAUGGAUGUGUUGAAUAACCUGGUGACUACUCUGGAGUGCUUGUUAGCGUUUACGGGCGGCGUGUUGGAUGGGGUGCUGGAAUUGGUGCUUAAUAUGCUGAGUGGUAUUAUUAACUUGGUUGAGUCUUCUUUGGAUUGA
Molecule: messenger RNA, 786 nt
Organism: Aspergillus steynii IBT 23096
Lineage: Eukaryota; Fungi; Ascomycota; Eurotiomycetes; Eurotiales; Aspergillaceae
Exons: 1
Coding region: 1-786 (261 amino acids)
Source: RefSeq, a predicted model, not a curated record